Messenger RNA from Hemicordylus capensis (graceful crag lizard), 1216 nucleotides. RefSeq names its product RAN guanine nucleotide release factor (gene RANGRF). Gene Ontology annotation, biological process: regulation of membrane depolarization; regulation of sodium ion transmembrane transporter activity; protein import into nucleus. The coding region runs from base 220 to 798 and encodes 192 amino acids. Gene Ontology annotation, cellular component: nucleus. Lineage: Eukaryota; Metazoa; Chordata; Lepidosauria; Squamata; Cordylidae. The record is from RefSeq and is a predicted model, not a curated record. The transcript is spliced from 6 exons. Gene Ontology annotation, molecular function: guanyl-nucleotide exchange factor activity; transmembrane transporter binding; small GTPase binding.
UCUCCCAUUCAUAUGCAACCAGGGCAGACCCUGCUUAGCAAAGAGGCAAGUCAUGCUUGUUACCACAAGACCAGCCGUCCUCCGUUGCCUUCUUCCCCGAUGACAGCUGGCGUUCACGGGUAUACUGCUUCUGGAGAUGGAGGCUCCAUUUAGCCCUCUUGGCCAUUGAUAGACCCUCCCUCUCCGUGGAUUUUCUCAUCCUCUUUUAAAUGGAGGACAAUGGACAACACAGUGGAUCAGCAACAACACCCGCUCUUUGGUGGGGCUUUUUCUGCCCUUCUCCCCCCUGGAAGCUUAGAUGUCAGUGAGCUGCGCCAGGUCCCUGACAACCAAGAAGUCUUUGUUCAUCCCAGCACAGAUCAGAGCAUCAUCAUAGAGCUCCUGGAAUACCAGGCGGGUGUGGCAGAUGAAAACGCAGCCAGGUAUCACUUUGAGGACAUGGCAGGUCCUUCUGCCAAUGCAGAGAUCUUGAGCCAAGAACCGCUUGUGCCCCAGCUCCUGGCGCUAGACGGUUGCAGCAGCGCCUGGUGCCUCACUGCCUCCCAACGGGUAGCCAAAUUCAACGAGGAGGCCAAAAAUGAGGUGAACCAGCAUUUAGCUCUGCUCCGCCUGCCCCAGUAUGGAACAGAUCUGCUUCUCACCUUCAACAACCCCAUUCACAUUCACCCUCUAAGCAGCAGCGCAGCCCGGAGAACAGAAGUCCCGCCUCCUCCCCCUUCCCAUGCGCCCUGGACGGUAGAGCAUUUCCACACCUUCGUACGGAGCCUCCGGCUUCUGGACCCCGGAAUCUUCGGUUAGGACUCCUUGCUUGGCCGGCCGUCUGGCAUCCGCCCUCGCCCCACGCACACCACAAGUGCAGCGUCCUCGGCCCAAACUCUCAACAGGCUGCUCAAACGCCUGGGUUGCUUGUGGGCUACCGGGCCCUCACUGCUUGCGGCGGGCGGACGGACGGACGGACAUGGACGCAGCCUCCCAAAGGGCAGACAGGAGUUUCGUGGCACACCGUCGGCAAAAAGCGGUUCCAGGUCUCCUUGUCUUUGGGCGACAUUCGCCGGCCGGGCUGCAGUCUGAGGCCCGGCCUGGUCUGCUCGUCUCAGCUCUCUCGGCUUCCUCCUGCUGCUGCUCCUGCUCCCUACCUUGUCUCAGCUUCUGUCAUAAGAUGGGACUCUCUCUCUGGGCUGUUCUAACCCAGUUGCCAAUACACCAUUAACAACUA